This is a messenger RNA of Arctia plantaginis, 1362 nucleotides long. Lineage: Eukaryota; Metazoa; Arthropoda; Insecta; Lepidoptera; Erebidae. The record is from the annotation of a GenBank genome assembly.
AUGAAUAACUUAAGAGUGUUGUCCGUCUUGUUUAUUGUUGGUUGUCUGAUAAAAGGAUUGAAUGGGCAGUGUAGAACAGUAAGCGCUGGACGGGGCCAGUGUAUAUCAAUAUAUAACUGUCAGGAGCUGUUAGCACUGGCCAAGAGGAUGUUACCUCAAGAUAUAGAUGUAUUAAGGAGAUCAGAGUGUGGCCGUGUUAAUGGCGUACCUGCUGUGUGCUGUCCACAACAAAGACCAACACCAACACCACCACCGUCGAGGCCGCCGCCGCCGCCGCCUCCGCAACCACAAAACAAACAAUGCACCACACCCGACAACAAGUCUGGACAGUGUGUCAACUUAUAUUCCUGUCCAGUACUAGUUAAUAUGUUGAAGCAAUCUACUUCGCAGCAAAACAUUGAAUUCGUGCAAAGAUCAAGAUGUAGUGGCCCCGAUGCAUACAGCGUAUGCUGCCCUUCCUCGGCAGCCAAUACAGUUAAACCGAAAAACAAGUGUGAAGCUACAAUAUCUGCUUUACCACCGGAUUAUUCGUCUGGAUGCUGUGGUGUUGAUUCUAGUGUCAGUAAUAAGAUAUUUGGCGGUGAAGAAGCAACAAUAGAUCAAUACCCGUGGUUGGUACUCAUAGAGUACCAGAAGGGUGGACAGAUGAAGACAUCGUGUGGCGGUAGUCUUAUAAGUGGCAGAUAUGUUCUGACCGCUGCUCAUUGUCUCGUUGGACCAAUUUUAGAAAAGAGUGGCAAACCAACAAGAGUCCGCCUUGGGGAAUACGACAAGAACCACGAAGGACCUGAUUGUACGCAAGUGGAGGCUGGAGGUGAAGACUGCACAGAAGGCGUAGUCAGAAUACCUAUUGAGAAGACGAUAGCACAUCCAGAAUAUAACACCAGGAGUGGACCCAGGUGGCACGACAUAGGUUUGAUCAGAUUAAACCGCUUAGCACCUUACACAGAUUUUAUCCGUCCCAUCUGUCUCCCGAAACGCGACAUAACGCUUACCAUUAAUGCUGAUGACAAACUCACUACAGCUGGGUGGGGAGCUGUCAGCGAUAGGCAAGCCAGCAGCAGUGUAAAGCUCUUUGUCGACCUGCCUUUUGUAUCCCAAGACAUUUGUCAACCCGCUUACAACAAUUUAAAAAAAAAAGAGCCGCUGUCGAAAAAUCAGCUUUGUGCCGGAGGUGUAAAAGGCAAAGAUUCUUGCAGAGGUGACUCCGGAGGUCCUUUAAUGUUCGAACUGAACAGGCGACAUGAAGUCGUCGGUAUUGUCAGUUUUGGCCAUAGAGAAUGUGGCUUAGAAAAUAUUCCCGCAAUCUACACCCACGUAUACCAAUACGACUCUUGGAUUAGAAGUAACAUUACUCCUUAG